Molecule: messenger RNA, 2963 nt
Organism: Dioscorea cayenensis subsp. rotundata (Guinea yam)
Lineage: Eukaryota; Viridiplantae; Streptophyta; Magnoliopsida; Dioscoreales; Dioscoreaceae
Product: G-type lectin S-receptor-like serine/threonine-protein kinase At5g35370
Exons: 1
Coding region: 118-2748 (876 amino acids)
Biological process (GO): protein phosphorylation
Molecular function (GO): protein serine/threonine kinase activity; ATP binding
Source: RefSeq, a predicted model, not a curated record
GGCUGCUUGCCUACCGCCCCCACCAUUCAAAGUCAACUCCCAUCCAAACCAACGUCCAAACACCUUCCUCCUCCUCCUCCUCCUCAUGUGCUCCCAAAAUUCACUACCACCUCUCCAAUGGCCAACCUCUUCCUCCUCCUCCUCUUUGCUCUUUUCCUUCCCCUCUCCAUCUCCGGUCCUAUUGCCAUAGAAUUCCUCUACCCAAACUUCACCGGCUCCUACUUCAACUACAUCGACAACUCUGGCGGCAUCUUUCUCACUUCACCCCACAACACUUUCCAAGCUGCCAUCUGCAACCCGGACAAUCAACAAACCAAUUUCUAUUUAUGCGUCAUACAUGCACUAAGCGGCACAAUCAUCUGGUCUGCCAACCGCAACUUUCCCAUCCCCAACUCCGGCGUCGUCAAACUAACUUCUUCCGGUCUCACUGUUUCCCUCCCAGACGGUACCAUCGUCUGGUCCACUCCAUCUUUUUCCUCCCCAGUCAGUUCUUUACAUAUUCUCGACUCCGGCAAUCUUCUUUUGCUUAACCCAAAAAAUACUUCCCUUUGGCAAUCUUUCGAACAACCCACUGAUACUCUUGUUCCCGGCCAAAGCCUUCUUGCAGGUUCUGCACUUGUUAGCUCUAUAUCCACCUCCAAUCUUUCCGCUGGUGAUUUCCGGCUUCUCCUUACUUCAGAUGAUGCUGUGCUCCAAUGGAUUGAUUCUCAACAAUACUGGAGUCUCUCCACUGAUCAACGAGCGAACAUAAACGCUAAUGGGCAAGUCUCCUCCAUGUCUAUCAACUCCUCCGGGCUCUACCUUUUCUCAACCCGCAAUGAUUUUGAAGCAGUUAUGCAACUGAGUUUCUCUGGCAGCAGUGAUUUUUUGAUUGCUAGAAUUAGCUCCGAUGGCCGGUUUCAUGUCUCUACCUAUUCCUCUGCCACCAAGGGUUCCGUCGACUUGUUUGUUGCGCCAAUCAAUGGUUGUGAUCUUCCUUUGUCAUGCAAGUCGCUCGGUAUUUGCUCCGGUGGUAACUCGGUGUCCACGUUAACUUGCACUUGCCCGAAUCUUUUAAGCAAGACGUCAGGAUCUGAUGAUUGUUUACCGGUCGAUGGCCGUGUGUUAGCUUCACCUUCGGUUUGCAGCAAUAGCAGUAUGCUUUCCACCAUGUCUUAUAUGAGCUUGGGGCGUGGAACAGACUACUUCAAUAGUAAAUUUACAAAUCCAACAAGGACAGGUGUGAACAUAGCUUCUUGCGAGAGUCUCUGCAAUGUGAACUGCUCUUGUCUCGGAUUCAUUUACAAGAAUUCAACACAAGAUUGUUUCAUUUUGGAGCAUAAACUUGGCUCUUUGACUAGCUCUAGUACUGAUGAUGCCAUUGGAUAUAUCAAAAUAUUUGGUUCUAGUUCAUCUGCUCCACAGGCUAACAAAGAUUCGUCGAAUCUUAUUGCUAUCUUGCUGCCCACAAUUGCUGCAGGUCUCCUUAUUGUUGUGCUGCUAGUAGUUGUUUUUCAGUGGUGGCGGAGGAGGAGAACAAGUGGAAUUAGAAGGAAAUGGAAAACAAAAUCAAUGGCAAUGAAAGAGAUACAUAAACCAUGGCCAGUUGAGGUGCAAGACUCCGAUGAUGAUGAGUUCCCAAGCGAUGAGGAGAUUCCUAUCCCUGGAUUACCUACAAAGUUCAGCUACAAUCAGCUCCAGACGGCCACUGCCAACUUCCAGACAAAGAUUGGUUCUGGUGGAUUUGGAGAAGUUUACAAAGGUGUGUUGGAAGACAAAACUCUAGUGGCAGUGAAGCGAGUUAGAGCUAUAGGGAGAAAGAAAGAGUUCUUCACUGAGAUAGCGGUGAUUGGGAGUGUGCACCACAUCAACCUAGUCCGUCUCAAGGGGUUUUGUGCACAAGGUUCGCGGAGAAUGUUGGUUUAUGAGUACAUGAACCGAGGAUCAUUAGAAAAAUCAUUGUUUAGGCCGGGUGGGCCGGUCCUCGAGUGGCAAGAGCGUGUGGAUAUAGCUAUUGGUGCGGCGCGUGGGUUAGCUUAUCUUCACUCAGGCUGUGAGCAUAAAAUAAUUCACUGUGAUGUGAAACCCGAGAACAUAUUAUUGCAUGACCGAGGACAAGUUAAGAUUUCUGACUUUGGUCUUGCGAAGAUGAUGACACCGGAGCAGAGUGGGCUGUUUACAACAAUGAGGGGGACAAGAGGGUACUUGGCGCCAGAAUGGCUUACGAAUUCGGCAAUAUCGGAUAGGACGGAUGUAUAUAGCUAUGGUAUGGUAUUGUUGGAAAUUGUACGUGGUCGGCAAAAUAGGUUGGUGUUGAGAAGUGAGGAGAGUGGAGGAUCUACAAGUUCAGGGUCGAGUAGCGGGGUUGGAGAGUCGGAGUAUUUUCCGUUGGUGGCAUUGGACAUGCAUGAGCAGCGAAGAUAUGCGGAACUUGCAGACCCAAGGUUGGAAAGGAGGGUGACUGGAGAAGAAGUGGAAAGGAUAGUUAAAAUUGCUCUUUGUUGUCUCCACGAGGAUCCGGGAUUUAGACCAUCGAUGACGGCCGUUGUCGGGAUGCUAGAGGGGACGAUGCCAGUUCCAUGGCCCCGUGUCGAUUUGCUUAAUUUCUUGAGAUUUUAUGGGCGUGGUGGCAACAUGGUUGGGCACAGUGGAUUCGGCAAUGUUGGAGUUUGGCCGCGCAGAAUUAGCAACACUACUAAUACCACAAGCACCAGUGAGUCUCCUACUUACUCGUUUUUGUCUUCGCAGCAAAUUUCCGGGCCUAGAUAAACAUAGUUUUUCAGGUAAUGCUAUUCUUGUUGCAGUACAAGUUAAUGUAUUGAGUGAAUGGGAAUGAUUUGGAUGGAUUUGUUUGCGAUUACUGUUGUUUAUUGUUGGUUUCUUCGUGUCUGUAAUUAAAGAGAUUGAGAAGCAAUGUUCAAAUGAUGUGAAAAGGAUGCCUUCGUACUUUUGUAAUUGGAAACAUGGACCAUGGUUUGAUUGUG